AUGAAGAAGCUUGUCGGAAUGGAUAUCACCGGAUAUGCCUUUGUUACGGGCGGAGGAAGUGGAAUUGGCAGGGCAUGCUGCGUGGCCUUUGCCAAAGAAGGUGCUCGCGGCUUGGUUGUGGCAGACAUCAACCUCGGAAAUGCACAAGAGACGGCUGCUCUGGCAAAGUCUGCCGCCGCGCAUCCUGACUUCCGCGCUGAAGCUAUCCAAGUGGAUGUGAGCGUCGAAGAGUCUGUCAAGAGCGCUGUUGCCCAUGCCGUUCAAUACCUGGGGCGCAUUGACUACGCAGUUCACUCUGCAGGUAUUCCCGGAGGAACAUUUGACCCUAUUGCUGAAGCUAGUUUCGUCGACUUCAAGCAUCUGAUGGAUGUCAACGUCCACGGGACCUUCCUCGUCACCAGCCAUGUUUCCGCAGCCAUGACAACCCAAGAGCUCAAGCAAGCAAGCGCCACUGAUCCCGCUCGUGGUGCUACACGCGGGGCCAUCGUAAACAUGUCUUCGGUCUCCUCAUACAUGGCAGUACCUAAAAUGGUGCAGUACACCACAUGCAAGCAUGCCAUUGUCGGCAUUACCAAGACUGCCGGUGAGUAA
This is a messenger RNA of Phaeoacremonium minimum UCRPA7, 591 nucleotides long. Its product is annotated as putative short-chain dehydrogenase reductase family protein. NCBI's taxonomy places the organism in Eukaryota, Fungi, Ascomycota, Sordariomycetes, Togniniales, Togniniaceae. Bases 1 to 591 code for a protein of 196 amino acids. Gene Ontology annotation, molecular function: oxidoreductase activity. The record is from RefSeq and is a predicted model, not a curated record. The transcript is spliced from 4 exons.